Messenger RNA from Schistosoma mattheei, 1662 nucleotides. Lineage: Eukaryota; Metazoa; Platyhelminthes; Trematoda; Strigeidida; Schistosomatidae. The record is from the annotation of a GenBank genome assembly.
AUGGAUUUCUUAAAAGUUCCAUCUUUCGGUUGGAAUGGACCAACGGAUCAAAAAUUUGAUGAAACAUUCAAUCAAAUUUAUCAUAAUAGUUUACAAAAUUAUUAUUCAAUCAUGAAUAGUCUAUCAAAGUGUACAACAUUAUCUGAAUCAACUGAUAGUCAAUUAUGUUUUAAUUCAAAUUUAACAACAACAACAACACCGACCACUACUACAACAACAACAACAAGGACGAAUGAUAAUACUACUUUUAAUGAAAAUAGUAGUAUUGAUACAAAUUUGAUCAAUUUUAAUAAAGAUUUAUCAAUAAUGAAUGAACAAAAUGAACCAAUCAAUUUAUGUAUUCGUGAUCAAUUUAAAUUAGAUUUAAUGCAAUAUACUAAUAAAAUGAAAAUUAUCAGUAAUAUAUUUUGUGCUAAUAAUAUUCAUGAUCCUGAUCGGAAUAAUAUCGAUUAUUUUGGUAUGAAUCAUUUUAAUGGUAAUAAUAUAAAUGACAAUUAUAAUAAUUCAUUUUAUCUUACGGAUUUAACUAAUAAAAUGAAUAUGAAUUUAUAUGCUACAACCAAUAAAAUGAUGUCAACGGAGUUGAAAUGGUUACCAGACAGUUUAAACCAAUUUCUUAUGAUGAAUCACAAUAAUAUACAUCAUAAUUUUAAUUAUAAUUCUGCUAAUAUUACUAGUACUAGUACUACUACUGUUAUUGAUAAUAAUAAUAUUCAACAAUCCCAUCUUGAUAAUGAAUUUUUAACAUCGACACCAGUAUGGCGUAAUAAGCUUACAGAUGAUAUAGAAACAGUAAAAAUUGAACGAGAAAACCUUAGAGAACAACAAAACGAAAGGGAGACAUCAAUAAAUGAAACUGAGAAAAUGAAGUGGAGAAAAUAUUCACGACAAAUAAAUCGUUUAUAUUAUUCACGUAAUAAAAUUGUUCAUACACAACGAAAAAUUCAUCGAAAAUUAAAAAAUCAUCCUGAUAGUAAUAAUAUACAGAAAAACCCAAUUAACGGUGAAGAUGCUAAUGAUACUAAAGACAAUGGUGUUAUCACAUGUCGUACAAAUACUAGAUCAAUUUGUAGGAGACGUCGUGUAGGUUGGCGUGGAACAACAAUAUGUGCAGCAUGUGGAUUAAUGUUUGAAGGAAUGAAUCAACUUAACACGCAUUAUUCACAUGUACAUGGAAGUCUUCUAGAAUCAGAAUGCACUUUUGCACAAUAUUCAAAUAGUAAAACAUCUAAAUUACUAUUUCAAGCUCAACUUGACCUUUUAAUAUCUGAAAAAGAAUUACAAAAUAAUUCUUUAACAUCUACUACUAAUGAAAAGAAUUUUAUUCCAACAACAUCAAUCUCAUUAACAACUUGUAAAGAAAAUCAUUUUGAUAUUUCAUCAAUCAAUUCAACUGUUAAUCAUUCUAUAGAUAAACCAUUUGAUCAAUUUAAUCAACAAAUUAAAAGUUAUCCAUGUCCAAAAUGUAAUUAUAUAGCUAAAUGGCCAACAGAAUUACAAAAACAUGUUAUGGUACAUGCAAAUUCACGACCAUUUAUUUGUUGUGUAUGUACAACUAGUUAUAAAUGGAGUUGGGAUUUAGGUCGACAUUUUACUAAUUCACAUCCUAAUUUACCUAAUCCAUAUAAACGUCAACGUAUCAAUAAAACAAUUUUUAAAUGA